Molecule: messenger RNA, 3308 nt
Organism: Melospiza georgiana
Lineage: Eukaryota; Metazoa; Chordata; Aves; Passeriformes; Passerellidae
Gene: REEP1
Product: receptor accessory protein 1
Exons: 7
Coding region: 41-637 (198 amino acids)
Biological process (GO): endoplasmic reticulum tubular network organization
Cellular component (GO): endoplasmic reticulum tubular network; cytoplasmic microtubule; endoplasmic reticulum membrane
Molecular function (GO): microtubule binding
Source: RefSeq, a predicted model, not a curated record
GCGAGCCGGGAGGGCCGGCCCUGCGGCACACGGCAGCGCCAUGGUCUCAUGGAUCAUCUCCCGCCUCGUGGUGCUUAUAUUUGGCACACUUUACCCUGCAUAUUAUUCCUACAAAGCCGUGAAAUCAAAGGACAUCAAAGAAUAUGUCAAGUGGAUGAUGUACUGGAUCAUAUUCGCGCUCUUCACGACAGCAGAGACGUUCACGGAUAUCUUUCUUUGCUGGUUUCCAUUCUACUAUGAACUCAAAAUAGCUUUUGUAGCUUGGCUGCUGUCUCCAUACACAAAAGGCUCCAGCCUCCUGUACAGGAAAUUUGUUCAUCCAACUCUGUCUUCAAAAGAAAAGGAGAUCGAUGACUGCCUCAUCCAGGCGAAGGACCGGAGCUACGACGCCCUGGUGCACUUUGGCAAGCGGGGCCUGAACGUCGCGGCCACGGCAGCUGUCAUGGCAGCCUCCAAGGGACAGGGAGCCCUGUCUGAGAGGCUGCGCAGCUUCAGCAUGCAGGACCUGUCGAGCAUCCGCGGGGACAGCGGCAGCCCCGUCCCUGCCCCGGUCACCGUGCGGACGGGCAGCAAGCAGAGCCACCCCAAGCCAGCCAGGAGUGCAUCAGAGGGCACCGGCAGCUCAGGCACCGCCUAGGACUCUCAGACCUCGCUUCAGGAAGAAAAGUACCUCGUCCUCUGCCACUGAAACAAUGUGAGUGCAAUGAGCCAAUAGCACCAAGAUCCACAGAAUGUCUCUCUUCUGCCUUAAAGAGCUACUCAUUGAUAACCUAGGAAGCAGCGGUGGGCUGGAUGUGCUUUGAUGUGCAGCACUGCAGACAUGGCCUUUCUCCUCUCUCCACGUCCCUCUGUGGCACCUGCUGCUGUUUGUCCCUGCUGUGGGUAGGACAGUCUGGCAGGCACCUGCCCGUGAGGGCUCCUGGUUGGCUUUGCAGAGUGCACCCACCCACAGUGUACAUUUCCAGUUUCAUUUGUGUCUGCAUCGCUCUUGCUCUGUGAAUGCCCAGAGCAAUAAUAACAACAACAACAAUAUUCAGUUACUCAUCAUGCUACGUUGACAGUGUAUUUAUUUAUGGCUUUAUCAUGGAUGAAGUGGAUUUGCAGAACCCAUGGAUUUCUCUUUCCUCCCUUCCUCCUCAAGACUGUGAAUGAUGUAACAAAUGUCAAAGUACUUUGACUGUACAAAAUGUCCAAGAUUUGUUAGAGAAAGCUGAGCUGCAACUGAGUUUUUCUGCAACUAAAUCACAUGUUCUGAGAAAACCAUUGUGCUAAACCCACAGAGACAAGACCACUUACAGAGGAUGAGGAAGUGACGUGCAAGAGAAAAGAAAAUUGUUUCGAUGAUAUAAUGAAGGGGGAGUCCGAGUUCCAAUCAGCCUGAGCCAGGAGAGUAUUUUGUGGAAAAUGAUGCGUAGAAGAACUAAAUCCCACCACUUGUGGCCCAUGUUCUACUGUGAGUUCUAAAGUGUGAGCAAGCCAGGCUUGAGCAAGCUGCAGCAGCAGAAAUUAGAAUGGCUUUAGUGAUGCAUUUCCAGGGGUAAACACAUCUUUCUUCCCUGCUACAACAGUGCCAGUCACAGCACUCUGCUCUGCUGCUGCUCUGCUGGCAUGAGCAGAGGAGGUGCUGGGUCUGAGCUGCUUUUUGAAGCCUGGAGUUUCUCCUCUAGCAUGGAGUUUGGUUAGAACCACAAGAACCAGAUGGAGUGGUUUAUUUGUAUCCAUAUAUAAAUGGGAAAUAUAAAAGAAGAGGAAGACAUGGUAGGGUUUGUGUAUUUGUGCUUCAAGUUGGUGUCUCUUGUAAGUGUUGAGCAUGUGAGAUUCACACAUCAGUUAAUUACGUGACCCUUUGUGUUUGCUCUUGGACCUGUCACAUAGACUAGAAAGGAAUUUAGCAUUGUGUAGGAUGUGCCAUCACCAGUGGAUCAGCACAGGGGCUCCAUGGUGUCACUGUUCAUCUGGCUCAGGUGCAGCAGCCCAGGGUGCCAAAAGCCAACUGGAGUGUGCCAGGCUCGGAGGUAACUCUGAAGUGGCCUUUGAAACCAUUUCUGUGCCAGGUGUGCAUCCAUAUCCCAGCUGCACAUCUGGUGGAUCCCUGAGGUCACCCCCACAGCUUCCUACAUGUGUGGGGCAGAAAGAAAUAAAAUACACACACAGAGAAAUGUUUAUCUGACCUGGCUAGGAAAUGGAAAAUCAAGCAGGUGUUUCCUGUGUCUGCCACAGUAUUUGGCCUCAUUACCUGAGAAUUUUAUUUCCACGUGCUGAUUCAGUCAUAUUUUGCAAAUUUUGAAAAAUUCUUCAGAAAGUAAAUUUAAAAAAAAAACCCAAACAAACCUGUCUAAAGAGCAGUUACAGAAGAGUUGGUCCCUGGAAGAUAACUCAGCAAAAGCUUUGAGAAGCUAAGCUUAUGUAUUUUACUUCUAAGCAGCUUUAGAGUUUAUUUGAUUUCUUUUGGCUAACAUUAAAAAGAAAUAGGAAAACUGCCUGCACUGUUAGCAGAAAAUAAAAUCCUGUUGCAAGCAAGCCAUGUUUCCCUGCUAUGCAAUGGGCUGCUGUAAGAUAAAAAAGAAGCUGACAAGUUUGCACUCAAUUAUGCCAAAUAACCCCAACAACAUAGAGCUGCAUAACAUCUGACAAGUUCUAAUCUCAGCCACGCUGUAUUAACAUUGAUUCUCACUAAAACUAUUUAAUGUGCGUCUAAUCUGCUGUUUUACUGUAAACUUGACUGUUUAGCAUUUCUUAAGUGCUGAGGUGAAAUGUUGACAAGGGAGUUGCCUUAUAUCUCUCAAAACAUUCACUGUAUAAAUGAGAAAAAAUAAACCUUUUCAUAUCUCUGGAAAAGAAAAGCUGUAUUAUCAACAGAGCUGUAUAUUUGCAUCUAGAUAGCCAGAAAUGUGAAUGCCUGACCUCGUGCACUCGUGCUCCUUGUGCUCCAGUGCUCUGUGCAGACGAGAGCGGCCACUCGCUUUGAUUCCUCACCUUCCUCGCACAGGUUGUUUACAGGGGCUGCCCCAGGCUGCCAGCUCGGUGUCACAGCUGCUGUGUUCAUUCUGGAUAAACACCACCCCUGGAUAAACACCACCCCUGGAUAAACACCACCCCUGAAGUCUUUUGUUCCAGCUUUCCUCUGGAGCCUCUGCCAAGGAGCGAGGCCGGUUCGGUGAUUCUCGCCUUCGUGUGCUGCUGCUGACCCCUCCUGGCAAACAGGGGUGUGCAGGAUGGAUGGACGGAUCGAUGGAUGGAUGAUGGAUGGAUGGAUGGAUGGAUGGAUGGAUGGAUGGAUGGAUGGAUGAUGGAUGGAUGGAUGAUGG